This is a messenger RNA of Alternaria arborescens, 804 nucleotides long. RefSeq lists its product as hypothetical. The record is from RefSeq and is a predicted model, not a curated record. The coding region runs from base 1 to 804 and encodes 267 amino acids. The transcript has a single exon. Lineage: Eukaryota; Fungi; Ascomycota; Dothideomycetes; Pleosporales; Pleosporaceae.
AUGUCGUUGGUAGCCAUUUCGCUGCCGACUUUAUGGCUUGCACCUCCUCCAGACUUUGCUACUUUUUCACAUGAUCCCAACAUUGAACCUGCAUCUAUCGCUAUCAGUGCCAUUUUCGCUAGCCUUGUCGUUGUCCUUGUUGCAGUCACAAUUAGCAAGAAGAACAGGGGCAGUUUUCUUGAUGACACCAGUGAGCACAUAGAGCGAAUGGACAAGCACCUCAAGAUUAGUGGGCCACUGGAAGACGUACUGAGAAGGAACAAUGCAACAGACCACCAACCCAGACCAAGGCCAUGGUCAGGGUUUUCCAGUUCCAAUUCGGAUAUCGUUCGAAGAGAUCAUGAAGUCGAAGAUAAAGAAGCAGAAGCAGCAGCAGCAAGUAGAGGAGCUUUUGAACUAGCCAGCAAACCAGUUCGUACACCAAUCUUCCACAUUACCGCACCACAUCCCCCAAACGCUGUUGAGCUCGAGGUCCGUCCGCGUUUACUCUUACAAGGCCAUGAAUUGCCUACUCGAGAUGUUUACCUACCGCCACCCCAAAUUCCCCAGUCUGGUAACUACAGCGGCAGUAGUAGCAAGAACAAUGCGCUUCUGCAGACGCACUCUGCACAUACUGCCAGUCGAAAUCCGCACUCCGAAUUCGGCGACGAUAGUACGGUCGUGGGCGACAAAGCCGAAGUCGAGACUCUGCGUAGCGACCUGAAUUUUCUGGAUACAGACUCCGAUAAUGCAUCUUAUGACGAGAGGCAAUGGAAGCUAAUGGACAACAAGGCACUCGGCUUGCUAGGCAGGCACUGGGAGUGA